Chenopodium quinoa (quinoa) is the source of this 1033-nucleotide messenger RNA. Its product is annotated as protein EPIDERMAL PATTERNING FACTOR 1-like. The transcript has 2 exons. Gene Ontology annotation, biological process: guard cell differentiation; stomatal complex development. Bases 289 to 648 code for a protein of 119 amino acids. Lineage: Eukaryota; Viridiplantae; Streptophyta; Magnoliopsida; Caryophyllales; Amaranthaceae. The record is from RefSeq and is a predicted model, not a curated record.
UUCUGUGAACUCAUUUUCUCUUUUGCUAUACUUUCAUGUGAACUUGAGUUAACCAACUUUUUUUAUGUGUGAUUUGCUUCAAUUGUCACCACUUCUUCACUUCAUAAUAAAUCCCUUUAUAUAUAUUCAAUCUCUAUUCUUCACUUUCUAUUGUCACAACCAUACAUCAAGCUACAUACUAUAUAUGUACGUACAUAAAAGUGAAUCGAAUUGAUUAACGUUUGAGUAAAAGAGACUACGUAACAAGUACAAGAUCGAGUAGAACAAGAUUAUUGAAGAAAGAAGAUCAUGAAGAGAUCGAUUGCUCUAGUAGUUCUUCUCAUCGUUCUCCUUGUUUUGCCAAAUAUCACCGUUUCUAGACACAUCACUAGACCUCGUUUCUAUCGCAACGGUCACCGAGCCGCACAAGGAAGAAUGAGAGGCAACAUGAACACAAGAGGUAGACCAGCAAUGAAGCCUAGAGGGCCAGGACCCGACACCGUUGAAAUCGCUGGCUCGAGCUUGCCCGAUUGCUCUCAUGCUUGUGGUUCAUGCUCACCAUGUAGGCUAGUAAUGGUGAGCUUUGUGUGUGCAUCUAGAGAAGAAGCCGAGACAUGUCCAAUGGCUUAUAAAUGUAUGUGUAAAAAUAAGUCAUAUCCAGUUCCUUAAACUUAAUCUCUGUAGUAUUUUUGUAAGAGCUAAAUCUAAAUUCUUGUCAACCACUAGCUAGCUAGCUACUAGUUUUAUGUAACAUAGUUUAUUCUUAUUUUUAUUUUAUUUUCUUUUAUUGAUUAUAUAGUUCUCUCUUUUAGUAGGCCAUUGAUGCUACAAAAUUUUGUUUGCAACUUGUUGUAUGUAAGUUGUAAGGGAAACAUUAUGUCAAUGGUAGCAUAAAAUUUUGUAUGCAACUUUAAUUUGUUCCUUAAAUAAUUUCUCAUGUAUUUUAGACAUAAAUGAUGCACCGAUGUUUAAAAAAAAAAAAAAAGAAGUCAAUGUUAAUUAAUAAACAAACAUGUGAAAAUUUGUUACAUUCAUUUAACGUGUAUUGGAAAUU